UUCAAUCUUAAAAAAUUUGAAAAUUUAAAAGAUUUAAAAAUGUCUGAGAAACCCAUCCUUCGCGUAGCCGUGACCGGAGCCGCUGGUCAGAUUGCGUAUUCUCUGCUCUAUCAGAUUUCUAGUGGAUAUGUCUUCGGAGAAGAUCAGCCCUUGGCUCUUCACCUCCUUGAUAUUGCUCCAAUGAUGGGAGUUCUUAACGGAGUUGUUAUGGAGAUUCAGGACUGUGCAAUGCCUCUGGUGAGGGAUGUAGUUGCUACCGAUGAUCCCAAUGUUGCCUUCAAGGAUAUUGACGCAGCUUUCUUGGUCGGCGCUAUGCCUAGGAAGGAAGGUAUGGAGAGGAAGGACCUUCUUGCAGCUAAUGUUAAGAUUUUCAAGGUUCAAGGACAGGCUCUGGAUCAGGUUGCUAAGAAGACCGUGAAGGUGAUGGUUGUAGGAAACCCUGCCAACACAAAUGCUCUAAUCUGCUCUCACUACGCUCCUAGCAUACCAAAGGUUAGAAAAAUCCUUUUAACCGGAGCUGCUGUUUAUGAUAUUAAGAAAGUAACCAUCUGGGGGAACCAUAGUUCCACACAGUUCCCAGAUAUGGAACAUGCUACAGUUAAAGGUCAGGCAGCAGCUGAACUAAUCAAGGAUAAUACCUGGGUCCAGGAUACCUUUGUACCAACUGUACAGAAGAGAGGAGCAGCUGUCAUUGCCGCCAGGAAACUAAGCUCAGCCAUGUCAGCGGCAAAGGCAGCUAGUGACCAUAUGAAGACCCUGUUCUCCUCUACCCCUGAGGAUGACUGGGUAUCUAUGGGUGUUUUCUCCGACGGUUCCUAUGGAACUCCUGUCGGAGUCAUGUUCUCCUUCCCGAUCACUGUCAAGAACGGAGCCUGGUCUAUUGUGCAGGGAUUAUCUUUGUCCGACUUCGCCAAGUCCAAGCUUGCUCUGACUGGUGCUGAGCUCUGCGAGGAGAGAGAUGAAGCUAUGGCGGUCUGUCAAGCAUGAAGCCAGGGCACAACAGGCGCAAAGUUGUAGUUUGAGAAUGUGAAACCGGUUCUCUGUACAAAUAUAGUGUUUACUGUACAUAGUAAACUGUACUGCAUUUCAUCAUCGAUUCGCAUUCGUCUGUACUGCGAGCAAUAAUUUGAUUAUUUACAUUGUACAAUUUGUUUAAUAUGUCAACUGUAGAUGUUUGCCGUUUACCAUCUUCUUAAAGUUUACUGUACCAUGUACAAUGUACAGUGCACUACAGGUUUUGUACCACGUGCCUGUUUGUGAACCGUAGUCGUUACUAUAGAAAUCAUCAAAUCUAUUUUAUCAUUUAAUUCUUUGAUUUUAAAUUUAAUAUUGAAAUAUGA
Molecule: messenger RNA, 1340 nt
Organism: Eurytemora carolleeae
Lineage: Eukaryota; Metazoa; Arthropoda; Copepoda; Calanoida; Temoridae
Product: malate dehydrogenase, cytoplasmic
Exons: 11
Coding region: 40-987 (315 amino acids)
Biological process (GO): tricarboxylic acid cycle; malate metabolic process; oxaloacetate metabolic process
Cellular component (GO): cytosol; mitochondrion
Molecular function (GO): L-malate dehydrogenase (NAD+) activity
Source: RefSeq, a predicted model, not a curated record